AUGGGUUGCUGUGGCUGUAGAGGUCGCACCUAUGUCUGCUGCACUCGCUGCGGUGGCUGUGGCUGCGGUGGCUGCGGUGGCUGCGGUGGCUGUGGUGGUUGUGGUGGCUGCGGUGGUUGUGGUGGCUGUGGCUGUGGAGGCUGUGGCAGCUGCACCACCUGCAGAUGCUACCGCGUGGGCUGCUGCUCCGGCUGCUGCCCCUGCUGCUGUGGCUGCUGUGGGGGCUGCUGCAGCCAACCCGUGGUCUGCUGCUGCCGCCGCACCUGCUGCUGCCAGCCGUGUUGCUGUAGCUGUGGCGGCUGCGGCUGCGGCUGCGGCUGCGGGAAGGGCUGUGGCUGCGGCUGCUGCCAGCAGAAGUGCUGCUGCCAGAAAAAAUGCUGCUGCUAG
Messenger RNA from Sorex araneus (European shrew), 387 nucleotides. RefSeq names its product small cysteine and glycine repeat-containing protein 5-like. The transcript has a single exon. The record is from RefSeq and is a predicted model, not a curated record. Bases 1 to 387 code for a protein of 128 amino acids. Lineage: Eukaryota; Metazoa; Chordata; Mammalia; Eulipotyphla; Soricidae.